UACAAUCCCUCUAUAGGUGCAGGUAUAAUCUAUGUCUAAGCUCACCUUGCUUCUUUUAUGCAGGUUCUGAGAUUUGCUUUAUAGCCAGUGAACCAUGAAGCUGCUGCACGUUCUCACUCGAUCCCUGGCUUCAGGACGUUUUUGUGGGUCACAAACCAUGUUUAGGAGAGUUUGGGUGGUUCAGGGCUUGGGACCUUGGAAUUUGCAGCGUAUUUCAUGUGAACGGAAGGGGACCACCGUGACCCUGAGGUGCUUCAGUUCCUCACAUUCUGCUCCUCAGCGGUCAGGAGGUGCUGACACAAAAGUUUUUCCUAAACAAGGAGCUACUGCUGGUGCAGACUUACAUGAGGCAACAGAGGACGAUUUUGGGACUUUGUCAGAAAAGUAUUCAUCAAGAGUGUCGUUUAAGAAAACGUCUCCAGAGCUGCAUAACUUAAACUACUCUGAAGAAGAAGAUGAUGUGGCUCAGCAAGUGCAGAGGAGGGGCCGGAGGAACACGCCAUACUGGUAUUUCUUACAAUGUAAGGCCAGACUAAAAGAGGACAAGCUGGCCGCGGCUCUGGAGCUGUUUGAGGUAAAAAUGCUGCAGGAAGAUCGACUCCAGCCAGAGGAGAGUAACUACACCGUUCUUAUAGGCGGUUGCGGGAGAGCCGGCUACAUAAAGAAAGCCUUCCGCUUGUACUCAGAUAUGAAAAAGCGAGGGAUACAACCCACUGAUGCCACUUACACUGCACUAUUUAACGCAUGUGCAGAGUCCCCCUGGAAAGACUCUGGCCUCCAACACGCUAUGAAACUACGAGAGGAGCUGAAGGCCAAGAACAUCCAGCUAAACGUGAUCACGUACCAGAGCUUGAUGAAAGUGUGCGCAAUGUGCUCUGAUCUGCACAGCUGCUUCCAGAUUUUGAAGGAAAUUGUGCAUAAAGGUCACAUCAUCACCAGUGACACGUUUAACAUCCUUCUCAUGGCCUGUAUCAAUGACAGGGAUCUGGGCUUCCGAUACACCCUGCAGGUCUGGAGACAGAUGCUUUCACUUGGAAUAAAGCCUGAUAGUAACACGUACAACCUGCUUCUUCGUGCCACCAGAGAUUGUGGGAUUGGCGACACAGCUGUAGCUUCGCAAUUACUACUGAGGCCCAAUAAAGAAUCUCCUCGGAAAAUAGAGGCUAGCGUUGGCAGACGAGCUCCAAAGAAAAAAUAUCUGCAUGCUCCAACUGAGCAAGAUGUGGAGGUGAUGGAGCAGCAACUGUUUGUGGCGCCCCUGGCUGACAAGGAAUGUAAUUCACCAGGGUCAGAGCUCAGUCCCAGGAAUCUCAAGCUCCCCACAGACUUGGUACCACUUGAUUGUCAGAUAGCUCUCCCUAUAACUAACCAGCGUUUCCCAAACCUACUAGACAUGCAGGUAAAUACAAAGGCUGCGGUCACUUUAGGGACUGUGUCUGACCCAGCUGACCGACUUGCUUUGAUUGGAGGUGUGGAUGGGAUCCUGCAGAAGAUGCAAGAUGGCAACGUGUCACUGAGUAUUAAAACCUUCACCCUCCUGGCUGAAGUAACAAAGCCGGACAGCCAGUCUGAUUACAAUUUGCUCAGGAUCAUGGACUCCAUAAAAAUACGACCAGACCUGACCUUUUUCAACACAUUGGUGCGAAAGAGGAGUAAACUAGUGAACCUGAAAUCUGCAAAGGAGCUGCUCCCUGUUCUGGGCCAGAGGGCGAUUGCGCCAAACAUCCAGACCUUCUGUAAUCUGGCGAUUGGAUGUCACAGGAAGGAGGAGGGACUACAGCUGCUGGAAGACAUGAGCAUUGCUGGAGUGCAGCCCAACACUCAUGUCUACAGUGCCCUGAUUAAUGCUGCCAUUAAGCGGUUGGAUUAUAUCUAUCUCACUGAUCUCUUGCGAGACAUGAAGAAGAGGAACGUAGCCCCCAAUGAAGUAGUGAUCCGCCAACUGGAAUUUGCUGCGCAGUAUCCUCCAGGAUUUGAUAGA
Messenger RNA from Bombina bombina (fire-bellied toad), 1981 nucleotides. It is a transcript of the gene PTCD1, whose product is annotated as pentatricopeptide repeat domain 1. The record is from RefSeq and is a predicted model, not a curated record. Gene Ontology annotation, molecular function: tRNA binding; protein binding. NCBI's taxonomy places the organism in Eukaryota, Metazoa, Chordata, Amphibia, Anura, Bombinatoridae. Gene Ontology annotation, cellular component: mitochondrial matrix. Gene Ontology annotation, biological process: tRNA 3'-end processing.